AAGAAUUUAGGAUUUUAAGAAAUCGCUUUCUGCUAGUGAUUUAUAUUUUGUUAUUUUGGCAACACAACUACUUUCCGUCAUUUCCGACAGGUUCACGUUUUCCGGUUCUUUUCAGCAAAUACAAGAUGCCGCCUAAAAAGGAUUCUAAAGCUUCUGCCAAGCAACCCCAGAAAACUCAAAAGAAGAAGGAAGGAUCUGGUGGUGGGAAAGCUAAAAAGAAGAAGUGGUCCAAAGGAAAAGUCCGCGAUAAGCUUAACAAUCAGGUUUUGUUUGACAAAGCCACUUAUGAUAAGUUGUAUAAGGAAGUGCCCUCCUAUAAACUAAUAACUCCCUCAGUUGUGUCAGAAAGACUGAAGGUUAGGGGAUCUCUUGCGCGGAGGGCUCUCAUUGAGUUGCAGCAAAAAGGCUUGAUCAAACAGGUUGUUCAACACAGAGCGCAACUUAUAUACACAAGAACCACAAAGGGUGAUGAUCCAGCGGCUUAAAUUGUAAAGCAAUGGUUUUCUUUUAAUAUACUAUUACUACAAAA
Messenger RNA from Cylas formicarius (sweet potato weevil), 529 nucleotides. It is a transcript of the gene RpS25, whose product is annotated as small ribosomal subunit protein eS25. The transcript has 4 exons. Bases 126 to 485 code for a protein of 119 amino acids. The record is from RefSeq and is a predicted model, not a curated record. Gene Ontology annotation, molecular function: structural constituent of ribosome. NCBI's taxonomy places the organism in Eukaryota, Metazoa, Arthropoda, Insecta, Coleoptera, Brentidae. Gene Ontology annotation, cellular component: cytosolic small ribosomal subunit.